Struthio camelus australis is the source of this 1521-nucleotide messenger RNA. RefSeq names its product phosphopantothenoylcysteine decarboxylase (gene PPCDC). NCBI's taxonomy places the organism in Eukaryota, Metazoa, Chordata, Aves, Struthioniformes, Struthionidae. Gene Ontology annotation, biological process: coenzyme A biosynthetic process. The record is from RefSeq and is a predicted model, not a curated record. Gene Ontology annotation, molecular function: FMN binding; phosphopantothenoylcysteine decarboxylase activity. Gene Ontology annotation, cellular component: phosphopantothenoylcysteine decarboxylase complex.
GCUCCCGGCCUCCCGCCCGAGCUUAGCGCUCUGGACGUUGCUUAUUGCGGAAGUCCCCUGGAUUCCUUCCUCCCGUUUUCUGCCUUCACCGCCUUCUCAAAGUGUUUUCAGGGCUGUAGUUGAAAACCAAUGAAAUAAUCGAGUGACCAGUCCGAGGAGAUUAGGAAGGAUGUUUGCGCUCCUGCAUCGCAGGGACUGAGCGAGGAGGUCAGGCCUGCAUGUAGCUGCUGCGCAGGUGCGAUCUGAAUCACCCUGUGAAGGAUCCUGAAUUAAACUCCUGGUCUGAAUCAUCCCAGGGAAUGGGCAAAGCGACUUUGAUUGGCCCAUGGAGCCCAUAUCACUUCCAGACCCACAGUUUCCUUCAGAAAAUAGCUCAUCUGUGCCACAGAAAAAAUACCAUAUCCUGGUGGGUGUGACUGGAAGCGUGGCUGCCCUGAAACUGCCUCUCCUCAUCUCUCAAUUGCUGGAAAUCCCUGGGCUUGAAGUGAAGGUGGUCACUACUGAGAGAGCAAAGCAUUUCUACAAUGCCCAGGAGAUUCCUGUCGCCCUCUACAGUGAUGCAGAUGAGUGGCAGCUGUGGAAAGGCCGUUCGGACCCGGUCCUGCACAUCGACCUCAGGCGGUGGGCUGACCUCAUGUUGGUGGCCCCUCUUGAUGCAAACACGCUGGCAAAGAUAGCGAAUGGCAUCUGUGACAACCUGCUGACCUGUGUAAUCCGCGCUUGGGAUCUGAGCAAACCUCUGCUUUUCUGCCCAGCUAUGAACACAGCCAUGUGGGAACAUCCCAUCACAGCUCAGCAGGUGGAGCAGCUGAAGGGCUUUGGCUACACCGAGAUCCCCUGUGUGGUGAAGAAGCUGGUGUGUGGAGAUGAAGGUCGAGGUGCCAUGGCAGAAGUGUGGACCAUUGUGGAGAAGGUGAAAAGGAUCCUUGCAGAACGGGUCUUGCCAAUGCAGAGCUGAUUGCUAGGCAUAUGAAUUGCAUUUGUUUCCCUCCCCGACGGUUUGAAGAUGAAACCAACAGGAAGCUGAGUUGAGAUGGCAUGCGUCCCUGUAGCAAGCUCUUCAACCGGAGGAGCGAGACGGUUGUGUUCCAGCUGGGGCAGAACUGAAAUGUGGUACAUCGCGGCAGCCUUUCAGAAACUGAAGCCAAGAGCAUGUAUCUUUACUGUGGGAAAACUUUGUGGUAUCUUACAGAGAGGGAGUAACGUUCCACUAGGCUAGUCAACCCCAAGUAUUUCACGUGCGAUCCCUUCUUUGGAGGUUGCAGGAGGACUUGCCAGUGUGUUCCAGAUCGAGCAGUUCUCCCAAGGGGAGCUAGAGAGGAGAUGGUGUGAAAGUGCUGGUGAUGGGAAUAGUACCAGCCCCUUCCAGCCCAUCAUUAUGGGGAUGGUGAAAGAUCACUGGUCUUCAAAGCGUGAUCUGUAGCUGUGCUGGCUUUACCUUUCCAGCAGGAGCCACUAUCCAAAAAAAGCAUUUUCUCUCUGGGUACUUAAUAAAAGAGAGCUUUUAAUUCUGCUACUGAA